GCAAGGAACGGUCAGUGCGCAUGCGUAUGUUUUCAUUUGACGUAAUGGAGCCGUGCACCGUCUUGCGGGUGUUCAUUGAGAGCGCAAGUUCGUGUGUUUUAGUCGCGUUGUAGUUCUCAUUUUAAUAACACCAUGCGGAAUAGAUCACGCGGCUGGGUUAAGAUUAGCUCUAAGCAUCGACGUAUCUUUUGCAUCGAUAUGGAAGCAUGUAGAUAUCAUUGUUUCCGAUAAGGUUGCCGCGGCGCUGCACCGACUGAUCGCUUUGCACAAUUUUCUUUUGACGAAGGAAUUAAAGCCAUCGCUUUUGCAAUGACGAUGGGCGCAACCAGGACCAUGCAUUGUACGCUAGAAGGGCCCGCAAACGCCUUGGCAAUAAACCGAGAUGCCACGCAGGUUGCCGUUGCAGGACGGAACGUGUUUAAAGUGUUCAGCUUGGAGAACGAGGAAUUUCAGGAGAGGAUAAACCUGCGCGUGGGCAAGAAUCUCAAUCUCAACUUCAGUUGCAGCGAUGUCGUGUGGAACAUGGUUGACGACCAUAUCCUCGCCACUGCUGCUACAAACGGAGCAGUCGUCACUUGGAACUUGAACAAAAGUUCUCGAUCUAAACAAGACAUGGUAUUCCAAGACCACAAGAGGACUGUCAACAAAGUCUGCUUUCAUCCGUCCGAGUCACAUAUUCUGUUGUCUGGCUCCCAAGACGGAACGAUGAAGUGCUUCGAUAUUCGCAAGAGGGAGGCUGCAAGCACUUUUCUCAGUUCAUCAGAAAGUGUGAGGGAUGUGCAGUUCUGCCCGCACCAUCACUUUACCUUCGCGGCGGUCCAGGAAAAUGGCAACGUCCAGCUCUGGGACCUGAGGCGCUCGGACAAAUGCGAACGUCAGUUCACGGCGCACAGCGGGCCUGUGUUCACGUGCGAUUGGCACCCGGAAGAGAAACGUUUUCUCGCCACUGGUGGUAGGGACAAGGCAAUCAAGAUCUGGGACGUGAGCUACAAGCCUGUGCUGCAUCAGUGCAUCCAGACGAUCGCCUCAGUGGCGCACAUCAAGUGGCGCCCCCAGAAGAAGUACCACAUCGCUAACAGCUCCCUGGUCGUGGACUGCACCAUCAACAUUUGGGACACGCGGCGCCCCUACGUGCCUUUUGCCGCAUUCACCGAGCACAAGGACGUGGCCACAGGUUUUGCAUGGCGAAAUAGCCCUGGUGUGUUGUUGUCAACAAGCAAGGACAGCACCUUGUUCCAGCAUGUCAUGGGUGACGCCAUCAAGCCAGCAACGCAUGCCGACUCACUCUCGGUGGCCCAUGUACUGAACCCAUCGGGAGACCUAGCCUUUGCAUCCAGCGACCGCUUCUUCGCCGAGCAGACCAACAGGUCUCGACCUGGGCCCGUGCAUCCGGCAUCUGCCAGGUUUCCAGCGGUCUUCAAGAAGACCACAAACCUCGGCGACAAGUUCAGCCAUGCUCAGAGCACGCUAUGUGUCUUUGUCAACAAAGAAGUUGAGGCACUCUCAUUGACGUGGCUACGUGAGAGCGCGCUGCGCUACCAGCUGUCGGGACGCCCCUUUGGGGAGCUCUGCGACCGCAAUGCCGGGGUGGCUGCUGACCUGGGUCGCCAUCAAGUGGCGCAGACGUGGCGCUUGCUUAAGGCUCUUUACACGCAGCAAGCCGGCGGUCCAGCUGAAUUCCUCAGCCUCAGCGGCCUUCUCGACUCGUCAACCAGGGGCGACACUGAGCGCAGUUCACAGGAGGGCAGCAACUUCCACACGAGCCGGCACAACAGCGGCAACACCCGCAACCGCAACCACAGUGGGGGCAAGAAGCCUGCCGUGGGGAGCCGACACCUGAGCGGACAGGGCGCCCUGGACAGGGGAUCCCAGGCAGGGCCUGACGCCGGAGGGCAGCAGACCACGGGUGAAGACUCUGCCUCCAGUGGCAUUGAGGAUGACCAAACACUGGCUUACAUUGCCAGUGGCAUGGCCAACACGCCGGGCGACUUUCUCUUUGGAGAUGACAGUGAGGUUGCUGCACAGGCAUUCUCCUACAACCUUCAGGUUGCCAGUGUCGGGGGUACAGAAAGCAUGCAACAGCAGCAUCAGCAGGAGUGGUCACUGCCCACCGAGGCAUUUGAGCCGCGUCAUCCGAUCCGGGACUCCCCACCCGUACCAGAUCUGGGGCACCCACAGAGCUCACCUACAAGCGGGGACGAAGAAGAGGGGCCAGAGACACUCCUGUAUGGUGGUGGCACCGGAGGGGACACUGAAGACCAGGGCAAAGUGCUGACCGUGUUUCGGCCCCUGAGCCUGCCAGCCUGGAAUUGCCGAGAGGUCGUUCUCAGCAUGCUUACAUACUACGUAGACCAGGGUGAUGUCCAAACAGCUGUAUCAGCCACAAUAGUUCUGGGAGACAAGUUGAAAGGCUGCAUAGAAGAAUCGACAUUGGAGUCCUGGUUUCUUGCUUACAUAGACCUGCUGAGCCGGUUCCAGAUGUGGAAUGUGAUAGCGCGGGUGAUAUCUCUGAGUAACUUGGCCUCGGUGUCCACGCUGAACCAGCAGUCGACCAUAGUGCACACGGUGUGUGGUGGCUGUCAGAAGCCACUGGCCCGCUCGGGCUGGCUCUGCGACCGCUGCAAGGCCAUCCCUGCUCCCUGCGCUAUCUGCCAUGAAGUGGUGCGUGGGCUGUUUGUGUGGUGCCAGGGCUGUGCGCACGGCGGCCACGUGCAGCACCUGGCGGCCUGGUUCAGCAAGCGACGGCUGUGCCCUGCAGGAUGCGGGCACAUGUGCGAGUACACAUAGCACUAGCCUUUCCAGCUUUGCUGCUCUUCUCAUCAGGUCAAUUCGUCAAGUGUAUGCACGUCUUGCGCCAGGAGAGACCAAUCGCUCGAUCGCUCGUUCGAGUACAGCGCCGGAGCACAAGAACGGGGUGCGCUCCUGCUGCAUUCUAGAUCGUGAUGUUUGCUGGUGGCACAACGCAGUAAUGCAUGUCAGCUCCGUGGCUGCAACUGAUGCCGGCGUUGAUGUCGAUGAUGGCCACCACGGUGCCGCAGAUUGCGACUGCUGCCCCACAGACUGCCAGCAUGAGUGCCGGAAACUUGGCCCAAGAGAGCAGAGGUCCAUUUUCCAGCUUGAGGUAUGUGGCUGCUGGCAGGAUGUAAGCCAGUGGUAUGGCGGCCACAACGCCCUAGUAGAAAGAGAUGGAGUCGAGUACAGAGCGUUAGGCUUUUUUUUUUCUUUCUGUGCCACUUAGAUUGGGUGCAGCUUUAAAUGGUUUAAUUUGCUGGCAGGUAAUUUAUAACAUCAUACAGCUUCACUAUGACAGUGUUGCUAAGUUGAGUGUAACAGCAGUACAGAUGGGCUUUCUGCUUAUUAAUAUGCCAAACUGAGUGCCCAGUUUGUGAAUCCUGCGUGAAAAACAGGAGCUAUAUAAGCCUUGUAUCAAGGUACUCGUAUGCAAGAGUUGUAAUCUUGUGUAACUACUACGCUGCCUGCACAGUGUCGCAAGGUUGUGGGUUGGGCUUAAUGUGAGGACAGGUAGGUUGUUGCACUGUGUGCAACCACCAGCCCGUGUUCCUGUAGAGGCCAUUUUGACCUUGCAUUCGGACGAAACCAAGCAGCACAUGCGAGCUUUACUUGUGGCGCAAAAUGUCAGUGAAUGUGAUAGCAACAAACAUGCAACUCUAAUCCAGUUAUCCUAAAGUUGCAAGUGACUCCUUUCUCUUGAUGCCUUGUAGGUACGAUUAAUGAAACCUCAAUGCUUUUUAAUGUCUGUGCCUACACCAAGCUUCAGUGAGUUGAUAUUCUCAUGUGCAAGUGUUCGAUGCAUCUCUUGUCAUUACUAAUUAUGAUACAUUCAUUAGCACACCUGCCACAAACUGAUGCGGUGCCAAUUAUGACACACACUCAUGAAUGGGGUGACAGGUCCCUGUCAUUGACAGUGAGUCAAGUUCAGCAACCGUGCCACACAAGUGACCCAUUAUUUUCAAUUGCAUUAGACACCACGAUGACAACAGCUGCAGUGGAUGCAGCAAAUUUGUUUGCCAAUUGUAAUAUAAUAAAGUUAUUUAGUGGGCAAUAGUUGAAAAAAAGCCACUAAAAAGGUUAACAGAGAUAUUUUAUGUCGAAUUGUAUCAUACUUCAGAAAUGUGUUCAUUGUGUGCAGCCGUAACUGCUAAUUGAGAGCAAGAGUAUGCAUAUGAUGGCCGAACGAGUUGUCAGAAUGUAAUACGCAUGAAAUGGCAUUAAGGUUUACUGCCAUUAAAUGUGGCUGUGUGGCAUCAUGCAAAUAACAUUCAUCUCAUGUGGCACAGGCAUAAACAUGACAUGGGCAUUCAUGAGCUUUUCACAGGGUUAGUGUGCGCUACGAGGUUAGAAGCAGUUAGUACAGUUCAACCUAGUACAACGAAUUAAGGUAUACAUUUGGCUGGCCGUGCUGUAUUGACAGUGUUGAUUACAGCACAGGGAAUAUUUGUUCUCUGGCAGCAAAAGUGUCAAAUAUUUAUCCAGCAAGAGCAACUCUAAACAGCAUGUUAUAAAUGCACAUGCAUGUUUUGGCCAAUGGCUUGGUAUGGCUGGCUUGCAGCCAACAAGCCGAUCGUACAGCUACACAUUAACAACGGCACAAAACGCUUGUUCGUAAAGUAAAGUUGUCCACGAUUCACGCAUUGGCACAGGGUUAUCGAAAUCAACAGGAGACCCUUGAUGACUCGUCAGAGGCAUCAUACUUGCAUUUCCUUUGCAUAGACUUACGAAGACCUGCGAAGGUACGUGUAUGUUAGAUGUGUUUUAAUGAGGUUUAACUAUAAUACUGCUCAAAACUUUUGAACAAGUCAAAAGUUCACAGAAAGAUGGAUGCUUGAAGUGAUGACCAGUUGCAGAACAAAGAAUGUCGCAGCGAUAUUCUUUGUUCUACAACUUGUCAUUACUCAAGACUUUCUCAUUGACUGGAAUUUAUGUAAAGCAAGCGCAUGGCUUUAACAUCUCCAUCACAAAAGUUUGCAUUUGCUGUACGCGAUUGCGAGACCACAUGUGCCAGAUUCUUCAUUGUAAAUGUUCCAAAACCGUCAUCAGCUAGGAAAUGUGGAUUAGACAAACUACAGAUAUAAAAAAAAAGAAAGUGUCUGGCCUGCAUGUUCUACUGCAAUCUUUACUUUCAUAUAAUUUUGUACAAUUAAAUGUAGCAUGGCUGUUGCAACACACAGUAACUGCAAGUCGUGCUUCACUUUUAAAAAUGUGACAGGGUGGAGUUAUUCCUAGAAAAUACUGAUAACUUCACAGUAUGAAAGUGUGCUUCGAAAGGUCAUAAUUAGUCACAACUGUCAUCUUCCAUAAUUAUUUCUGUUCACCUCCACAGCCAGCAGGCGUCCAUGCAUCUUCUUACAGCUGUACUACUUUUCUAUUUCAGUUGAAUUCAUAAAUUUGAGUACCUACUACCUGAUAUGCCGUAAACCACAAAGGGUUGUACAUACAGAAUUGGGAAAAGAUGGAUGAAUACUAUAAUGGCAGUUCUUGUUGUCUUGGUGUUACUACUGGUUUGCGUGUAUGACGUAUGCAUCAAACGAGCAUUUCACUCUUACAGUGAGCACAAGGGUAAACAUUUUUUGUAUGAAUAUUAAUGUACUGUGCAUAAGCUGCAGAUGCAAUUCUGUGUUUUCGUGAGUGAUCCCUUGCAUUGGCUUGUACAAUGUUUUGAGCAGGUGGGUUCAGGUUAUUUGUUGUACAGUCUGUGUAUGUGCCUUGAUGAUUAUCUCUGUGUAAAUACCAUCUAUCACUACUGUGAGCAUAUGAAAUGCAGUCUGACAGUACGGCCAAUGCAGCUUAGCUGUGUAUUAUAUAACACACUCAGACACGCUCGUUUAAGAUGAGAAACACCAGAACACUUGUCCUGAACAGCAUUUGUUCUGGAUCCUGUCAACUAAUGCUUUAUUAUUUACAUGUAGCACGAAUGUGAUCCAAGGACAGAUGCAACACUUUAGAGCAUUUGUCCCUCCUUUUUGCUUGUGCCACUAGGAAUUAAAUGCUUAUACUUGCGCUAUGUGUGAAAUACAUGCUUGCUAUUAGCCUUUGAACCAUUUCAUCAUUUGGGUUUAGUUUUCCCCAAUUACGUGCACAUAAGUUGCAUUCCUUGAGAACAACCUCAAGACAGAUGACAUCUGCUCAGGUAGAAUGUUAUAUAUACAUUUAUGGGCUGCCACACGCACUGAUCAAUUAUGCUUGUAUGGGCAAAACCCAUUACAGAGCAUACUGGGCGAGGAGACAUCGACAUGAAAAUUAGGCUAUUGUAUAUUAAGAGCGCCCUUGUGAUGCUGUCAUUGAAACCGUGUGCAAUAAAGUUCAAAACACCCAUGUCUGCAACAA
This is a messenger RNA of Dermacentor silvarum, 6345 nucleotides long. It is a transcript of the gene Wdr24, whose product is annotated as GATOR complex protein WDR24. The record is from RefSeq and is a predicted model, not a curated record. NCBI's taxonomy places the organism in Eukaryota, Metazoa, Arthropoda, Arachnida, Ixodida, Ixodidae. The transcript is spliced from 15 exons. The coding region runs from base 310 to 2787 and encodes 825 amino acids. Gene Ontology annotation, biological process: positive regulation of TOR signaling. Gene Ontology annotation, molecular function: protein binding.